UCAAUGCUUUUGUGAUUCGUUCCAUGUCGAAUACUCUUCGUAUUGGGGUGUUGGAGUUACAAGGCGACUUUUUAGAACAUGAAGCUAUGUUAAAGCAGUGCGAUGGUGAUAUUCUGACUAUUCCAGUGAAAGGAAAACAAGACCUCGAUAACAUCGAUGGCUUGGUCAUUCCCGGAGGAGAAAGCACCACCAUUGGAAGACUAAUCGAGGAGUUUGAUAUGUUGGAAACAAUCCAAAAACGAGGUUCACAAGGUCUUCCUAUGUUCGGUACUUGUGCAGGUUGUAUACUGUUGGCAAAAGAUAUCGUGGGACGUCCAACACAAACGAGACUUGGAUUGAUGAAUAUCACGGUGGAUAGAAACGCUUAUGGACCACAAACGGAAUCUUUUGAAACGCAAGUGUAUUCACCGAGAUUCAAAGAGAAACCAUUACGAGCCGUUCUUAUAAGGGCACCGACCAUCGUGCGAGUUGAGUCGGGAGUGCAAAUUUUGGCUUGUAAAGGGUCUGAAAAGGAACCUAUUUUGGUUCAAGAAGGAAAUUGGUUAGCGAGUACAUUUCAUCCCGAACUAACAGACGACAAAAGGAUACACUUGCAUUUUCUAGAUAUAGUAAAGGCAUACAAGUCUUCGAAGUAGAACAAAGUAUAGCAUAGGUCUGUCAAUGAG
Molecule: messenger RNA, 665 nt
Organism: Galdieria sulphuraria
Lineage: Eukaryota; Rhodophyta; Bangiophyceae; Galdieriales; Galdieriaceae
Product: glutamine amidotransferase
Exons: 2
Coding region: 24-635 (203 amino acids)
Biological process (GO): pyridoxal 5'-phosphate biosynthetic process; pyridoxine metabolic process
Cellular component (GO): glutaminase complex; cytosol
Molecular function (GO): glutaminase activity
Source: RefSeq, a predicted model, not a curated record